UUCCGCUACAGGCCAGCUGAAUUGCUUAUGCCACUCUCAUCUCAGUGUGUACGACUCUCUCCAAGCUGCUGUCUGUACGACUCUUUCCCAGCUGCUGUCUGCACUGCUGUUACUAGAAGAGCCAAUGGCUCGUUGCAUCGCGGCUUGACUCGCGCAGUGCCUGGAUUUCUCAAGCAGCACUUUAGCUCAUUGACCCCUAAGCACUGGCCCUGAAUCGCAGAAGCGCGCCACGACCGCGCAGCUCCUCCAAACACUGCAGCUUCAUUCUGCACUGGGGCACGCUGCACCUCGCCCUGCUGCAGCACUCCGCAGGCCCUGAGCGCCCACAAUGUCGCUCAACGGGCUGGACGACGUCGCCGUCACACAGGCUUACCAGAGCGCACUGGCCGAGGCUGGUGGAUGGUUCCUGCUCAAGUACACGGCAAGGGAUGCUGUCGAUGUCCUGACCAAGGGGACCGGCGGGGCGCAAGAGGCGCGCGCAGCGGUCGCACAGUAUGAAGACAAUUCGCCGCUAUAUGGCCUGCUGCUGUAUCGCCGCCGCAAGGUGCUGGUCAAGUACGUGCCGGAGGGCACCUCGCGGCUGCUUCAAGCCCGCGUUGCAGUCCACUUCAUCACCGUGUCCGAGAAGUUGACGCCGCACGACAUAGUCCUCUCUAUCAGCACCCCCGAGGAGCUUAGUGAUGCUGCCCUUACCUCGGCCUGCACCCUACAUACCGCUGCCCCCUCGAGCUCUUCGUCCAGUGGCUCGUCUGCAAGGCACCAGAAGUUGAGCUGGAUCAGGGAAGAGUCGGAGGGCCCUGGGCAAUCCGGAGGGGACGAAACCCCAGUACUGCAGCGACCGCCGACAGCCUCGUCCACCAUACCGACCAUUCUUGAGCCCACAACCAGCAGCGAGGAGGCCUCGCUGCGAAGUGGUUCGGUAGUGUCGCAAAACACCGAGCAGGUGCCGAUUGUUCUCGACGAGAAGGUGGCCGAAGCAAAGCCAGUACCAGAUGUUAAGCCUGCGCCGGAGAUCUCGCACGUCACCAUCGAGAAAAUCACACAGGGUCCACAGACACCGGAGGCAGACGACCUCAGCGACUUUAGGGAGACGCUUACGAGUUACGACAAGCUGUUCGAAGGUGGACCUGAGCCAAGAGCCUCUUCGCAAACGACGCGACCUGACUACAACGAGCUAUACGAGCACUACUACGCACAAUAUACGAAGCCCAAGGAGAAGUUAGGACCGCGACCUCGAGCAUCGCAGGAAGGCAGGCGACCGUCUACUUCAGGCAGCGGCUCUCAGGUUGGAUCGCGUACAAAGUCAUCUCUGCCCUCUGGCCUACGUUCGGCCACUCGUAAAGCAGCCGAAUCGAAGAAGCCCAAACAUCUCAAAGACCUAGUGCCAGAACCGAAUCUCACGAAACCGACAUCUCUGCCUCCUCCGCCGUCUCCGAUACCCGAAAAUCCUAUCUCUCCAAUCUCAAUCACAUUCUCACUGAAGAGCCCGGCCAGUGUACGGUCUAUGCCAGUGAGCUACAGCAGUUCGUACAGAGCAAACGGCAACUCGCAGGAGAAGACAAGGUUGAUGAAGGCCUUGGAAUUACGCAAGAAGCAAAUGAAGGCCCAACAAGAACGGCAGAGCAAAAUGGCAGAGGACACAACUGAAACUCGCGAAGCAGUGGAGGAGAAUGCUCAAUCGAAGACUGUCCUUGAUUCCCGUAGCUCGAUAGCAAACGCACCAGAUUCUGGUAGCAAGCCAAUCGAGGCCGCUGCCGACUCCAGCGCUACAGUCUCCUCGCCGGCGGACCGCGUAGAAGGCGUUACAUUACACAGCAAGGAGGGUUUCGAGGACAGGAAGAUCUCGCUCGAGGAGGACACAACUUCAACUUUGGCUGCCGACAGCUCUGGUAUGGUCUGCACCAGUAACCAGGUUGAGAGCGAUGAUCUUAACUCUGCCGUAUCCGUAUCUUCGCCGGUGUCUGCGCAAACGCAGGGUUCAUCUGUCGCACCAUCCACCCGCCCAUCAUCCCUGUCAGAGGACGAUCAUAAUAACUUGGACGAUGCACAGAAGGCUGCCCAUAUUCCAGAACAUACAACGUGGGACACUCUAGACGAGCAGCAGCAGUCCGUAGACAGCUCGCCUACAAUUGUGCCGGAAAGCAGGACGCCUGUUCCUUCGUUGGACAUGCAUAUACCAAGCCAGUUGCCGACCCCGCCGGAGGAGGCCCCACUUGAGUCAAACGAGAUUCAUCAGACGUCAAAGCGGGAAUCCACAACAACCCUUAUGCCUUCUAAUUCUCAAGACCAAUCACGCCGCUCCAACCGCGAGUCUACCAUCUACAUGCCCCCUGACGAAGACACUCAGCAUAAUGACAACCAGUCUAAGAGGUGCAACAGGGAAUCGAUGAUACUGCCCUCCUCGAAGAGAGAAAGUUGGUACCAGUCGAAAGAAAAGCGCAGGGCACUGCUUGAUCCGAUCCAGGUGAGUGCGGACAACUCUGAGGCUGAAUACCUGUCCGACGACUCCUUUAUGGAGGAACUCCGCAGUGCCGAAGUUAGACAGGCCAAACCGAUGUCCGUGUCCAAGUCGCCGAUCGUGCCAUUCUUCCCUCGACAGCCCUCUGAGCCCAACCCCUCCUCACCGCCUAAGCGGGCUGCCUCCACCUCAUUCAACAACGCCACCCGGACAUCACCGGAACCCCUUGCCAGAAAAUCGUCAGGUCCAUGGAUCACGUCUACUAAGAGUGAGGAGAUGGGCCCGCCACCGAAGAUGAACUCUGUCAAGGUAUCGGGUGGUAUCGCCCAGAGGAUCAAAGCUCUUGCGGAGAAGUCUAAGCGCGAUUCACAAGCAUCACUGAGUCCCUACGACCCUCCCCGCUCACGACCGGGAUCCAGCUUGGCCCAACGGAAGUCAAACUUUUUUGCAGCGACACCGAUUGAGAGGUCGCCCGACGGCACUCCCGUCCAGCAAGUAGGAAGCCCGUCAUACUUGAGCUUGUCAAAUCAUUCGACGCCUGAUACGAAACCGGUGUUGCAGCCUUCACUCGUGACAACGGACAGUACAGUGUACAAUGUGCAACAAGGACAACAAACCGAGACUGUUCAGGUCACGGCUCGUAUCGUCCGAGAUGAUCGAACGAGGCAACCGACAUUGGCUAUGCCGACUGAGACCACACCACUGGAGCUACACCAGAGUCCCUUGAUCAUCGACCAUCAGAAACCAACAUUCGUUCCGAAGAGCCCGACUCGAGUGAAGACCGCUCCGCCUUCUACAAUUGAGCCGGCUUCGCCAAGAGCACCGUCGUCCUCACAUUCACGUGACCAAGGCCCUGCUCUCCCUCGAUCUUCGUCUGAAAGCAGUUGGAGGUCCUUCGGACGCCGGAUGAGUGAGACGAAGUCGAUUCACAGCCACGAUGGUGACCAUGAGCAGCGAGAAGACAAGAAGGGAAAGAAGGACUCACGCACCAGCAAGAUGUUCAAGCGCAUGUCUUCGUCGAUGUCCGCCAUGCCCUGGAAGAACUCCCAGUCUAGCCUUGCCCUACCAGAGCAGGAUAUGCGGUCGACCUCUUUGUCAUCUCUACGGGAACCGCCGCCGCCCGUCCAGGUUGGCGAUCUCAAUGUUCAGUUCCCCGAUACGUUGUUGUGGAAACGCCGAUUUGUCGAAAUCGACAGCACAGGCAAUCUUGUCAUGGGCCCAUCGAUUUCGAAUCCAAAGGGCAUCACGAAACGCUACCAUCUCACUGAGUUCAAAGCUCCGUUCUGUCCAGACCAGGACCUGCAGGAGCUUCCAAACAGCGUUGUCAUGGAUUUCAUCGAUGGUCGAACGCUGCAGUGUGCAUGCGAGACCGCCAACUCGCAAGCUCAUGUAUUGCAGAUUCUCCGAGAGGCGCACGACGCAUGGGUUGCCCACGGGCAGUCCUCCUAAAUUCUCAUUCCCCCUUUAAACACACUUCCCUACCCUACAUACCCAGCCUAUCGCGGCACAUUUCCUUACGACGUACGAUAGUAGAGCAGACAUCUCUUUUGUGUUUUUGAAUUUACUGCGGUUGCAUGGACGCCCAGCGUGGCUCAAAAGGAUCGGUACAUCAUCACUUGCAUAUCUCUUCAUGUUCCGCUUUUUGGGCGUUUCGCGAUAGCUUCUUUCUCAUACCCUACACUUCAGGCGAGAUUGUACAUUCUGGGUGAGGCUUGUGGUGUACAUUUGUAUAAUAUUUAAUGCUGCUGUGCGGCGUGAGUUGGCGGCUGACACCAAUACAUCUGAGCGUUGU
Didymella exigua CBS 183.55 is the source of this 4250-nucleotide messenger RNA. RefSeq lists its product as uncharacterized. Lineage: Eukaryota; Fungi; Ascomycota; Dothideomycetes; Pleosporales; Didymellaceae. Bases 329 to 3907 code for a protein of 1192 amino acids. The transcript is spliced from 5 exons. The record is from RefSeq and is a predicted model, not a curated record.